Messenger RNA from Carassius auratus (goldfish), 4293 nucleotides. RefSeq names its product stromal cell-derived factor 2-like. The record is from RefSeq and is a predicted model, not a curated record. The coding region runs from base 78 to 740 and encodes 220 amino acids. NCBI's taxonomy places the organism in Eukaryota, Metazoa, Chordata, Actinopteri, Cypriniformes, Cyprinidae. The transcript has 3 exons.
UUUGAGUGUGUCAUGCGUUCAAUGUGACGUCAUGCAGGGUUUUUAACGCUUAGUUUUUCCUUUGGGCUCAGCAAGCCAUGGGCAGUUCAGGAUUAUUGCGGGUCCAGUUCCCUAUAACAGUAUUAUUGUCAUGUAUGUUUACAUUGUCCUCCGGCAGUGAAAUGAGUUUUGUAACGUGCGGGUCGGUGGUGAAGCUGCUCAAUGUGAAACACAACGUCAGGUUACACUCUCACGAUGUGCGCUAUGGUUCUGGUAGUGGUCAGCAGUCGGUGACUGGUGUGACCACAGCGGAGGACAGUAACAGUUACUGGAGUGUGCGGGGCACCAGUGAUGCCGCAUGUCAUCGAGGGACUCCCGUACAGUGUGGACAGAACAUCCGAUUGACCCAUGUGAACACGGGCCGCAAUCUACACAGCCACUACUUUACUUCACCUCUUUCUUCAAAUCAGGAGGUCAGUGCCUUUGGUGAGAACGGCGAGGGUGACUAUUUGGACGAGUGGACGGUUCUGUGUGCAGGCUCUGUGUGGCAGCGGGAGGAGUCCGUUCGGUUCCGCCACACGUCCACUGAGGCUCUGCUGUCUGUGACGGGGGAACAGUACGGCAGACCCAUCCACGGCCAGAGAGAAGUGCACGGCAUGAUGGUCAGCAGCUCACACAGCUACUGGAAAACAAUGGAGGGCGUCUUCAUGAAACCCAGUCAGACUGGAUCCAGGGAUUUCAGCAUACAUACUGAGUUUUAGAGAAACGCUUCAUACAAGCUGAAUCUGCUGGACUCUUCAUUUUAUAGGGUCCUGUUGUUUGUUUUUCUUUAUUGCUGGUCCAGAAGAAGAGCCUUGAGCUGUUAUGAAAAACAGUUUCAUAAUCAAACUGUGCCUCAUGGUCAUUUUUGAAAGCUUUAAGCAUAUCGUUUUAUUUUGCACAGCAUACACUACUGUUCAGAAGUUUGGGGUCAAUAAGGAUUAUUAAGGUUUUGUCAAAAAUAUUAAGCAUCACAACUGUUUUCAACAUUGAUCUUAAUUAAGAAAUGUAUUUUGAGCACCAGAUCAGCACAUUGGAAUGAUUUCUGAAAGAUCAUGUGACACUGAAGACUUGAGGAAUGUUUGCUCAUAAGAUUAAAAAUAUAAGAUAAAAUGCAGCCUUGGUGAGCAUGAGAUAAUUCUUUCAAUAACUUUUUUUUUUUUCUACUGACCCCAAACUUUAAAAGGUAGUGUAUAAUAAGACAAACUGAAAUUUUAUGAAAUUUUUUUUUUUUUGAUUUUUGAAAUUCAGAAAAAAAGACACUUAGCAUUUAAAGCAAUUUUUUAAAGUUGAUUCCACAAUCUUACAGAUUUCAUAAUUAUAACGCAAAGUUCAGUGUUUAAGCUUGCAGCAUGGACAUUUUGUGCUCACCUUUGAGAAUAUCUAAUGGCCAUUAAUACAGAAAUAUCAUUACCAUCUAUUUGCAUCUAGCUCAAGUCAUAUUUAAUUAAAAAAGAACAUCAAAUCUUUAAGUCAUAAAAUUGGGCCACAGCUGUUCUAGAAAAAAAAACUUUUAAAUCUAAAUCCUGUCAAAUCUAAAUGAAUUGCACACCAGAACUAGCUGGAAUUCACUUGAAUUGCUUGAAGCUGACCUCAGAGUAGAAAUACUACAGCAGCACUGCCACUUGAUGUAGCAGCAGCAUUAACAUUAAUCUCAUUGAGGGAUUUGCAGUAAUGUGGUGCUAUGUAAUGAUGAUUUAGGCUAUUUUUCUAAAGGAAGCUGUGAGUUUCUUAUAACAAAAUCUCCUUUACUCCUUUCAGUAUCAUACUUGCACACCUGAGUAUUACACCUAACAUAUUUUUUUAGUGUUACACAAAUCAUCCAUUGUUGUCUCUAAAUGUAAAAUAAAUUAAGUGCCUUUUUACACAUUUACCAUGAUUACAUCUACUGUAGAUGCUGUAAUAUUUGAAGUGACCUGUAAACUUCUUUUCUGUUUACGUGGUUGAGGUCACAGCUGUACUACAGUACUUACACCGUACCAGCUGAGAAUCAUUAGUACCGACUAUGAAGUAUUAAACAGCCUUUAGAGUUUAUUACCUCAGACAGGUGGUUUGUGUAAACAUGCUAUUUUGUAGAUGCUUUAAAUUAAAGAUAUCAAGACUGGUUUAUUAAGAAAUGGUGCUGCCUUUUUAUCUUUUAUCAGGAAAAGGGAUAAAGUCAUUUAUUUGUCAUUUGUACAGGUAACAUUGGGUUCACUGGUGCUGACAUGCUUAUGAAGUGGCUCAAAAACUGACGGUUUUAGUUAUUAUUUGUGGAAAAUCCAAUGCUUCCCCCUACUGGCCUAGGCAACAAUAACAAUAAAUAUUCUAUAAAUUUAUCAUCAUCAGUAAUUGGGUGCAAAGACAUACUGUCAUGUUCAAUAAUAACUUUCUUUUUAUUUUUCAUAAACUUUACGUGUAAUGAUCAUAGACUGUAUAAAAACAGUAACGAUGCAUUUUUGUUUAGAAACCAUAUUGCUUUAAUCUGUCAAUCCACAUCCUGCAUGCAAUAUGAAUACGGUUUUGCAUAUUAAUAACCCUUCUCUUGAUAUACUCCGUAAAAAGACAUUCAUAUAAAAUGUUAUUUGGCAUGCUUUUCAAAUUCAGGUGAAGUUAGGAUCUGGAUUGAGAGUAAAUUAAAUAAAAAAAUUCCAUCAACCUUUGCAAGAUUAAAAAAAGUAAAAUUGAAAACAAAUAGUAUUAAUCAACGAAAUAUAAAAUACAGUAGCAAAUAAAAUAUUACCAAAUUAUAUAUCCAAAAUGCCCAUAAACUAAAGGGUAAUUUUCGGAGAAUGUAGAUUCUAAUAAGAUGGCAACAAGCAGGGGGAUACAUAGAAUAAUGGCUAGUAAAAAUAAUGAUACACUUUAAAUUGAUAUAUAUAUGGAAUUUACACUGUAUUUCACGUUUCCAGCUUCUUUUUGGUAAAGGUUCAUUUGUUUCUUUUUCUUUAUUACUAGUGUCACUUGUUUACCUCGGUCAUGUCAUAUUUCUACAUCAAAUAUCCACUAGAUGGAGCCAUUGAUUUGGAAGGAUCCUCGAUUCAAAGCACAGACUGAUGGAAUAAAACUAAAGACCAGUCCUCAUUCAAACCAUUCUGUCACAUUCUGGAAAACUGACAGGAACUUUGUCCAGUAAACGCUUCCCCAUUAUCCGCUUUUGCUUUGUGGUGUAUUUUGGCACAGAAUGCUGGUACUGUUUCAUAUAAGAUUUGCUCACAGGAAGAAAACAAUGGGAGUUCAGCCAUUCAGACUGAUGCUCUCAGCAAAUGCCUGCAAGCAGUACAGACCUUGGAAAAGCACUGCAUUAGUGCUCUGAACAUGCAAUUAUGACACAGACAGACAGACAAUCCAAAGACAACUUUUGCGUGGCACUAUAAAUACACAUGCAAUAUACACGGGAUCCAUGACAAACGUCUGUAUACACAAUAGUAGGAAACACAGGGAAGGGGAUUGAUGUGCACAAACAUUAUAAAUAUAUAGACAAACAGGUAAACAAAUCUUUAUAUUACACACAGACUGUAACUGUAAAAGAAAAAGUGCUAUUUUAGAGACUGACCAGUUUACUUCUGGUUGAUUCAGAGCAAUUUGAGUUGCAUUCACGGACUCUCUGAGCCUGAGAGUGAGUAAAAACUCAAAGUGGACCAAAAAGUCCAACUAUGUAGCAUAGACACUUCCGCAGAAGUUCAGUGUCAUAUAUUUUAACCAGACAAUAUGUGCAGACAUUUAGAAGACCUAGAUAGUAUAUUUGAAAUCAAAGAGAGUAUUAUACUCACUUCUUUUGUUUAGAUACACAAAAUGAGAGAUUUGUGUAAUGGCACGACUGAAACAGACUUCUAAUUUUGAUUACAAAAAAUGAUCCUGUUUACCCAUAAUGCACAAGGUGUAUCACAAAAUAUUAAAGAAAAUUUGCAUAAUGAGAUGUGUGGAAUUUAAUUUAAUCCCACUUUCUUUGCAGAAUUUGGAAAGCCACAAUGCAUUUGUAACUAAAAUUAUACAAUUUAAAAUUAUUUUUUUACCAUGCCAUUUAUUCAUGAAUUUUCAGCAGCCAUUCAGCAGCCAGUCUUCAGUGAGACACGAUUCUUCAGAAACCAUUCUAAUAUGCUGAUUUGCUGCUCAAGAAACUUUUCUUAUUAUAUUAUCAAUCAGAAAACAGUUGGGCUGUUUCAUAUUUUUGUUGAAAGAGGGAUGCUUUUUAUUCAGGAUUCUACAAAUUGAUGACUAGAAAAAAAAAAAAAAACAGAUUUGAUUUGAAAUGGAUUUAUGUAGCUCCGCACAUGAAACUGAUUAAAAUGUAUU